Molecule: messenger RNA, 933 nt
Organism: Ilyonectria robusta
Lineage: Eukaryota; Fungi; Ascomycota; Sordariomycetes; Hypocreales; Nectriaceae
Exons: 5
Biological process (GO): DNA-templated transcription
Molecular function (GO): zinc ion binding; DNA binding
Source: RefSeq, a predicted model, not a curated record
CUAGACGUCUAUACAGAAAAGUUCAGAGCCCAAGCCGGGAAAGAGCUAGAGAAUUGCUGCUUUCAAAACGUUAAAGCAUUCCUACUGAGGGCGUAUCUGGACGCUCUCCGGGGAAAAUUAGAAUCCGCCACAAUAUUUAACAGCAUAGCUUGCGCCAUGGCAAAACGUUUAGGGCUGCACGUAGAUUGCACUGCUGCUGAAGCACAGGCAUCUAUUCCCUCUCCGCAACAGACGAGGGAGCGACUGGCAAUAUUUUGGGCCACCCUUUGGUUUGACAGACGACUCGCAAUCCUUGAAGGACGGGCUUGUCAUAUCGAUCACGUUGACAUCUCGAGCCCACGGCCCUUAGAACAGAUGAAGGCAAAGGACAAUUAUCCCGGCCUCCCGCUAUCCCUAGAACUUGUAUACGCCUUUUCACACGCUUCCACGAAAGAAGAUGCGACUUCAGAAGGCCACCUGAACUAUAUUUCAUGGUUUUCUUCAUUGCCGAACACUAUGAAGGACAUAUCCAACGGGAAGCCGUUUCACCCAAGUUUUCUAUCAUUUCACAUCGGUUUCCAUGCAGGACUCAUUCUCCUGCACCGCACCUCUCUUAAUGAGGUUGGAAGAGGCGCAGAGCUGUCUAACCAGAGAUGCCGCGAAUCUGCCGCCACAAUUACGACAUUGUUGAAAUCCUAUUACGGACAUUUUAAGGAAUCUGUAGCGGACCCGAUGGUUCUCCACGCGGCUUUCACGGCUGCGCUCGUCCAUCUCGUAUUGCUUCUAGACCCAGAUAUCGUGACGUAUAGGUCAUCUUUGAAAGCGCUUCGAUCGACAACGCGGAUCCUCUCCGAGUUUUCACACACUUCGCCCUACGCUGCAAAUAUUCUGACGGAUUUACAAGAAUUUGCAACUCGGUGGUCUAUCCUCCCCGCAAACUCACCCAAAUUCUGG